AUGGCUUCUGAAGCCUACCUACGCCCCCCUCACCCUCGGAGGCCACCUGCUCAGCGCUCCGUCUCUCUCAAACACAAUCACGGCCCCUCGCCGGACUCGAAGAACAGCAAGAGCACACAGACCGUAGCCUCCAGUGGCUCACCGUCGAGUAACAAGCCGAACGUGAGCAAGGCCGAUUCUGGCGAGAGCAGUAACGCCGACAAGUGGUUCGACGGUGCCAACAACAAUGCCGAUGGCAAAAACAGCACUAUGAUCGAUAGUGAACGACCCCCAUUCUUCCUCCAACACUCAUCCUCGGAGGAAACUCCGAAUUACGGAGGACCGGGCGCAAUGCUCGAUCCACGUAUCCCAAUGCAUGCCCUGAUGAACAAGAACGAUACCGAGGACAGCGGCAGCUCAGACUUUCGUGCUGUCAUCGACGACCUUACUGUUCAGAACAAAAAGCUCAAGAGACGUCUGAAGAAGUACGAGAAGCUGCACGACGCACAUCUCAAGGACGAAAAGCUGUUCGAGGUCCGCGUCCACGGUCUGUCGUCGACAAAGAGGCGCGAAUUGGAGGACAUUCUGCGCAAUUUCGCUGUCAGCGCUGCUGGUCAGACAACCGGUGCUCCUACUUCCCAAACCAGCAAUCUCUACGAUCGCGUCGUUCCCACCCUCAAGACUCAUAAGACAGCCUCGUCGUCAUCCAACUUCGCCGACUCUGCUUAUGUUUCCAAUUCAGCUUCAGCUUCCGCCUCUGGCACCUCUAACUCUAACAGCGGCCAGCAAAGUAGACAUCCUUACCGUCGCUCUAGUAAGGCUCGUACCAGCAACAUCCAGACCUACCUUCACGACAUCCCUGAAGGUUUGUUGCCACAACAUCCUGCAGUCAUGACCGAAUAUUCAAAGAAGAAGCUCGUCGUCCGUCGUCUGGAGCAAAUCUUCGCUGGAACUGGUGCUGGCAUCGGUGAUCACCACCACCCAAUGCAACAACAGGAGGUCUCUCAAAUGGCCGCCAAGGCCGACAGGAGUGCUUUGGAGGCUACGGGUCAAAUUGCGAAGACCGAGGGCACCAGAGAAGCUCCUAUCAUGAAGGAUGACGAGGACCGGAGUGCUGAAGAAGCCAGCGGACCCGAGGUCGUUAAAGGAACCGAUCCCAAUCUUAACAUUGCCGANAAAGAUUUUGCUGGCCUUUCACCCCAGCAGCGACCUACGAGACCUCUGGAUCUUGAUCCUCAUCGCGCACAGAACCCUCGUGACAACUUCCAAUACAUCCGCCAUCUCGGCUUCUCGCCACCUGAGCCUAGUACUAUGGAGGCUCAUGAAGAAGGUCAUGGCUGGAUCUACCUGAACUUCCUUUUCAACAUGGCCCAGCUUCAUACUCUCAACGUCACCCCUGAGUUUGCCAAGAAGGCUUUGCUUGACUUCAGCACAAAGUUCGAGCUUUCCGAGGAUGGUCGUAAGGUUCGCUGGAAGGGUGGCAGAACCAUCACAAGAUCGGCGAGCGAUACUGGAAGCUCGCCCUCGACUUAUGGCAACUCUCUUAAUGGAACCAGCCCUCAGAANACGAUCAAAAUCUUCUCACCACAAGGCUGCUCUGGUAUUCGUACUGUGUCGUUGAGACAGAAGAAGAAGACCGACAAUGGUCCCAUCAUUUUCUACAACAAUGCCAAGUUCUGUACUGAUCUUAGUGGCGAGCCAAAGACAGAAGCCGCCAUGAUGUACAACCCCAUUCUAUACCACACGACGACCGACCACGCUCUCGGUAUUCCAGGACCUUCUGAAGCAACUCAGCAAGGCAUCAUGGAAUCUCGUGGUCCUCUUGAUGAGGCCAAGGAUCUCCCCGAAGCCAUGAGCCUGGACGACAACCCAAUUCCUGAAGCCCUUGAACUCAACUUCCCUAGUACUUCGCCCCUCACUGAUUCGAGCGGAGCGUCUGGACCGGCAAGAAAUCCGAUUGAACUAGAGGUCUCCGGCAUUGGUGGUAUUUAUCCUUCUGACAACUUCUCCGUCAAUGUCAAGACGGAGCGUAGGCGCAACCCUGCUGCAGCGCCACCUGCAAAGCAGAAGCCGUACUCUGCUCAAUUUGCAGGACUUUUCAAGGAGAACAAGCAGCAGCCCGCAAUGUUCAAAGAAGAGGUCGUCGGCACUUUCCACCAGGAAUUGCCUCCUUCUGAGCUUCCGCCUGCCUCUUGUUUUAUGGACAUUGAUGAGUACGACGAUGACGAGUCCGAGUUCGAAGAUUACCACUCAAUGAUCCCUGAUGUUGAUCGUGUUCACGAUGUCCCAGCCACCGCGCCACAGACUAUCGACAUGCCAUACAUGAGCAGUGACGAGAGUGAUGAUGAGGAGGAUGAAGAAGGAGACAAGGGCGAUGAUGCCGCAUCCGAUGGCUCUCUUGAUCUGCUCGCUACUGCUCGCGAGCUUGAUCCUCAGUCGAUUCAGGCGCGCGAGCGCGAGUACGAUGCUCACAUGGCCGAGAGACUCGCAGAAGAGAUUCCUGCUGGUAGCUCUGCCGCUACGGCAGGAGGUGGUAGUGGAUUUGCCAGCCCAGCGGCCGGCAUCAGCAGAAAAGAGUAUGAGGACGCACGCGCGGAGCAUGCUAUGCGUCACGCCUCGACCAUCACGUCCGUGGCGUCGUUCAACAGAACAGACACCAAUGGUUCAAUGAUUGUCAACGGCAAGUCGCCUUGA
Messenger RNA from Aureobasidium musti, 2673 nucleotides. The record is from the annotation of a GenBank genome assembly. Lineage: Eukaryota; Fungi; Ascomycota; Dothideomycetes; Dothideales; Saccotheciaceae.